AUGACAAACUAUCAAAUUAUGCUCAAGUUGGCUACUACUAUGCUCUUGUAUUUCAUACCUUGCUCCCUUAAUAUUCUGGUAGAAGGGCAGUGUUCACGUGUUCAAUACGUGGAGAAAUACAAAACGUGGUACUAUUGGAUUGGCUCGAAUAACCCUUCUUAUGUCAGUAAUGGUGAAGGACCGAGACGUUUGGUUGGACUGGACCGUUUUUAUAUUGACGAGUACGCGGUGAGCAACGCAGAUUUUAAAAAGUUCGUCAACACCACUGGAUACGUAACCGAAGCUGAAAAAAAAGGCUACUCAAUAGUACAUGAUGAAUACUUAGUACCAUCUGCUAAAAAGAAAAUUAUACAGUCUAAGGUUAUUACAUUAGGGUAUCUGACUGUAAGAAAUGCUACUUGGAGGACACCUCUAGGAAUCGGCUCCAGUUUAUCAGAAUCAAUGAACUUUGCAGUCGUGCAUGUUUCUUGGAAUGACGCCGCAGCUUACUGCAAGUGGGCGGGUAAAAGACUGCCAACCGAAGCUGAAUGGGAGGCUAGUUGCAGAAUCAAAGACAAGCUCAUGGAUGACAUAACUGAGCAUCCUCCUGGACGUUGUUCGCUAAAAUUCAAUGAAAACAAGUGUCGAAGUCUCACGGAUUUUGACAUCAACGAGGACUGUUUGAAAGUAAUGGGAUUACCUGUUUAUUAUCAAACUUCUUUCUCGGAGUGGACUUCUGAUUGGUGGGGAGUCAAGAAUUCAAACCAAAAUGAUCUUAAUCCUACUGGACCUGAACACGGGAUUUAUAAAGUAGUUAAAAACAGUUACUUAAAUUGUGAUGACAGCCAGGAAUGUGUCAGAUUGUCUCCAUGUACUGAUAGAAGCCCGAUGUUUACUAACGCCACAUUAAACGAUUACAAGCCCAGGUCGGAGAGUUUGGAUACUUGACCACUGCCUCCUUGGUACGACGAGGCUAAGUUUGGAAUUUUCAUCCACUGGGGCGUGUUUAGCGUCCCAAGUUUUGGGUCAGAAUGGUUUUGGCAGUAUUUAGAAGAGAAGAGGCCCAAGUUUGUGGAGUUUAUGCAGAAACGAUAUAAGCCAGGCUUUACUUAUCAGAAUUUCGCCCAAGACUUUACUACCGAGUUCUUCAAUGCCUCUCAGUGGAACGAACUAUUCGGUUUCGGUGCAAGGUACGUUGUCCUUACCAGCAAACAUCAUGAAGGUUAUGCACUGUGGCCGACCAAGUAUGCGUUUGGCUGGAACGCCAUGGACAUUGGGCCCCACAGGGACUUGAUUGGAGAAUUAGCAGCAGCAGUGAAGAAGAGCGGUAAGCUAAAGUUCGGAUUGUAUCACUCACUAUUUGAGUGGUUCAACCCACUGUGGCUGGAGGACAAGAAGAGCGGUUUCAAGAGCACAACAUUUGCUAAGAACAAGAUCCUGCCGGAGAUGAGAGAGGUGGUGGAGACUUAUAAGCCCGAAGUGUUCUGGUCGGAUGGCGAUGCUGAUGCACCUGACACGCACUGGAAGGCUGAAGAAUUCAUCGCAUGGCUGUACAACGAGAGUCCCGUCAAAGACACGGUUGUGACUAACGAUAGGUGGGGUAUAGGAACCGCCUGCAAGCACGGGGAUAUUUACUCUUGUGCCGAUAGAUACAACCCUGGCGUCUUACAAGCCCACAAAUGGGAGAACUGCAUGACGAUCGACCGUAAGUCAUGGGGCUUUCGGAGAAACGCUUUGCUGGACUACAUGACUGUGAAGGAUCUUAUCAGUGAACUUGUUACCACUGUAAGCUGCGGGGGUAAUUUGCUGAUGAACGUUGGCCUUACCAAGGAAGGUAUUGUUCCACCCAUUUUCGAGGAGAGGUUGCAUGGAAUCGGACAAUGGCUCGAGCUGAAUGGAGAGGCUAUUCACGGGAGCAAGCCAUGGAGAGUUCAAAACGAUACUCUGUCUGGUAGCGAUGUCUGGUACACGGUUGGCCAGAACAAAAACCUUUACGCCUCGAUAUUGUCAUGGCCCAAGGGAGAUGUUCUGAGGUUAGAAGCAGUCCAGACAGUUAGUGAUACAAAAAUAUCGCUUCUUGGAAGUGAUAUUGUUUUGAAAUGGAAGCAGACAAACAAUGCCCCUGUCAUCUAUUUACCCCAAUCAGUUCACCAAGGAAGCCCAGCCUGGGUUUUGUGUUUUAAAAAUUACAUUUAA
This is a messenger RNA of Copidosoma floridanum, 2175 nucleotides long. Its product is annotated as plasma alpha-L-fucosidase-like. Gene Ontology annotation, molecular function: alpha-L-fucosidase activity. Gene Ontology annotation, cellular component: lysosome. NCBI's taxonomy places the organism in Eukaryota, Metazoa, Arthropoda, Insecta, Hymenoptera, Encyrtidae. The record is from RefSeq and is a predicted model, not a curated record. Gene Ontology annotation, biological process: fucose metabolic process; glycoside catabolic process.